Didymodactylos carnosus is the source of this 1050-nucleotide messenger RNA. The record is from the annotation of a GenBank genome assembly. NCBI's taxonomy places the organism in Eukaryota, Metazoa, Rotifera, Eurotatoria, Philodinida, Philodinidae.
AUGAUUGAUCAUCAACUAUUAGAAGCUCAAGCUGGAGUUAGAGCACAAAGACGCACUAUGGAUCAGAUCUUCACAUUAAAAACUACGGUGGAAACGAGAAGAGAGCUCAGUAAACCAUUGUUUAUCUAUCUUAUUGAUUUCACAAAAGCAUAUGAUCCGGUCAAUCGCGAAUUACUGUGGAAAGUCUGUUUAAAGUAUGGUACGUCAGAGAAAAUUGUCACUCUUUUGAAAACGCUGUAUAAGAACUCAAGGGCAAAGGCCAGGAUUGAAGGUGAACUUUCUGAUAGUUUUUUAAUUGAAACGGAAGUAUUGCAAGGUGGAAUUCCAUCUCCUAUCCUAUUCAAUGUCCUAUUUGACUUUAUUAUCAGAAAAGUAGUAGAAGAAGCCGGUGUAGAUGGUGUUCAGUUUUCGUAUGGAAGUAAUGAUCUUUAUCAUGAUACACGUGAAAAUUAUGAGAAUUUCAAUAUUUUGGCUUUACUCUAUGCUGAUGAUCUAGUGGCAAUGUGUGAAACAGCUGAUGAUCUUGAGACUUACAAACGACCUUUUGAAAAAGUUACUCAAGAAUUUGGGCUGACAAUGAGUGUCAGGAAAACAUGUAUUAUGACCUUACAACAGUUCGAAGAAGAUCAUAACAGAAAGCUUUUAAAAGACAGAGAAGUAGUCUUCCCUGGAUUUGACAUCACAAUUCGGAAUCAGAAGAUUGAAACUGUUGACUCUUUCAACUACCUAGGAUGUCGUGUAACAAGUGACCAAAGACCAGAUAGUGGAAUCAGUACAAGACUGAGUAAAGUUGCAACGGUAUUCAAUAUGUUGAGACAUGUGAUUUGGAGCAGGAAAAGCAUUCCAAUCAAGUCGAGACUAAAAGUGUUUCGUGCCUGUGUUCUCCGUGUCUUAUUGUGUGGAAGUGAAACGUGGUCUAUCACAAGUGCACAUGAACGUAGAAUAAACACCUUUUAUAUGAAAUGCCUACGUACAGUCAUUGGUGUGAAUUUAGGCGAUAGAAUGCCAAAUGAAAAGAUCUUAGAAAUCACGGGACAGCCACCAAUUUGA